Molecule: messenger RNA, 4292 nt
Organism: Hemibagrus wyckioides
Lineage: Eukaryota; Metazoa; Chordata; Actinopteri; Siluriformes; Bagridae
Gene: fam117aa
Product: family with sequence similarity 117 member Aa
Exons: 8
Coding region: 484-1647 (387 amino acids)
Source: RefSeq, a predicted model, not a curated record
UGUGGAGGCUGGCUGUUGUCAGAUAUCGGAGUGAAGAGAACUUUGGCAGUCCACCAACAAUGUAGACGACUCGAGAAACUUUACCCAUUUUUACGAGCAGGUCCGCGCGUUUAGACUCGUGUAACAGUCGAUUUGAUCAUGUUGGAUUAGUUACACAACAGGUAUCCCUUAAAAGGUAGUAACGAGCUUGGUUUUUGUAUUUUUAAAAUUAGCCAUUAAACAAAAAAAAGUUGUCCAGGCUUAGCUGUAAUCACAAAAGAACUUAGCUGGGUGUUAGCUAAGCUUUAAGUGAGCUAGCAUUAACGCCACAAAUAUCUCCAGAGAUAGGUCAGAUUUGUGUGCAAACAAUCUAGGAAUCGAUAGAGGAAGCGAGCCCGGAGAUUAAAACUGGAAUUUUGCAGUUUUGGUGAACAAACUGACAUAAAUACGCGGCUCUCCUCCUCCUCCUCCUCCUCCUUCUCCUUGUGAGCUCGUGCGCUCGGGAUGUCGUCUCGCGGCGGUCUGCAGCCUCUCCGAGCUACAGUUCCCUUUCAACUACACAACAACACCACCAGCACCACCACGAAAACCCCAGCACAGAGAUGGAGAGAGGCCAAAUCGGUUCAUCAUCCUGCCACGAAACGUAACCUCCCUGUCUUUCCAGUUGAGUCCAAGACAAAGGCACGCCCCCCGAAGCCGACGCUGAGACGGACACUUUCCCUGGACAUGUUAGUGGGACCGUACCUGCAGGGACAGUGGCCCAAACAGCCCGAGAGCCAGAGUGUAACCUGCGUCAAUGACAAAGCCACACAGACCCCCAGUUCGUGGACAGAGGAAACUCGAGGGAGAAGAGGUGGGGUGGGGCACAAGCGCUCGGCAUCAUGGGGCAGCGCCGAGCACCUCAGAGAGGUCGCUAAGCUGAGGCACUCACUACAAAAGCGCUCCAGACACGCACCGCCCCCCGCUGGCUAUGAGCGCCUUCAUCAGCCCUCACCUACUGUCCAUACACACAUGCCUGGAGCCACACAGACCAUCCCUCUGUUGCCUCUAAGCAGGCUGGCUCCCAGACUGAGGCGCAGUGUAGAGGGGCUUAACCUGGAGCUGGAGGGGGUCUUUGUGUCUGAAACAGCAGAACAACAGCAUAAGAUUCUGGAUGUACCAGAUGGUCACAGGGCACCCGUUCCAGUGCAGAGGUGCAGCAGUGGCUCUCAGAGUGACCUUUCCCCUGGUCUCCUCACCCCCUCACAGUCACCCUGCCCUAUUGAAGAGUCUGUGUGUGGGCCACUGGAUCCAUCUCCUUCUCCUCCUUUAUAUGUGAUUGAUGCGUCCUCAUCCCCCCUCCCCAACAAGACCUACGCCUUCCAGAGAGAGCCUCCAGAAGGCUGUGAGAGAGUGCGCGUGUGUGAGGAAGCCUUUUCUUCAUGCCACGGUGAUCCCCCAGCUCUGCCUUCCUGCCCCGACCCCAACAAAGUGAACUUCACUCCCCAUGGAGGCUCAGCUUUCUGCCCUGUCAGUCUUCUGAAGCCCCUUCUUCCUUCCAUGGACUUGCUUUUUCGUGGCCUGUCAGUCUCACCUGUGACUGGCUGCUCGGGCCAAAGCGCCACCCCCUGUAUGACGACGGCACAUCCAGUGAGCGAAUACCUGCCCCUCCCAGACUCCUCCGUUUAAAACGAUGGAAGAUAUGAGAUGGCAAAAAAGGAGGAAGUAGUAACCAGUGGACUGAGGUUUUGUGCCAUCUCAUCAUAGAACUGACCAAGCAAUGGCUUACCAGUAGAUGUAGCAAGCACUAAGGGUUUACUCUGUUAGACUACAGGAAAGACAUCCUCUCGCCAAAAGACAGUAGGAAGAGCUGUGUCACUCUCAGGACAAACCCUCAUAUUUCAUUUCCCCAUAUGGGAAGGUACCAAAUGUGUAUGCAAUGCUGAAUAUCCUCUGUUCUUCUGUUUCUCAGUCGAAAUAACGGUUCAUUUCAUUAAGCUGCUUUUAAUAAGGUUUAGUGGAUUUUGAACCUGCACUUACAGAGAUUCCUAGUGAAGAUGUCAGCCUUCGCUCAAAAGAAAGACCUCGUACCCUACAUAAUGUCUUUUUCUAUAGAGAAGUUCAUUUUGCUCCACCCGGCCCUUUUGUACUCGACGCUGGGGUUAGACGACUGACAAGAUCCCCACCAUGGGUGCAGUUAUUUCAGUACUCUAAAUUCGUUUCACGACACAGAGCUGACAAUCCUAUUAUUUAUUAUUCAACGUCACCCUUGAGCUUUUCAGCUUCACAGUUAUCACUUGGCACCGAAGUGCAAUACAAAAUCCAUGCGUUCUGUUUCAUUUAAUCGGUUAAAUAACAAACUGUGUCAACUGGACGGAGUUGACCAAUUUGGUUCACUAAAGUGUUUCAGUUAAGCAUUCACACUGAUUGAUUUAAUGAGUAUUUUUCCUACAAGGACAAAUUGUUAAUAUCCAGAAAGAGCUGACAUACAUGGAUUUGGUGUUCACCUAAGAAAACAAAAAAAAAAAAGGCACUGAUUUCUUUCAUAAUACCUAUUUUUUAAACUAUAUAUUUUUUGAUAUUCAGAAAAAAUAUUUUCUUUGGUUUGUCUAUUUUCCAGUUAUGAAAAAAAAAAAUCUUGUGGAUUUAUCAAGGUACAUUAGAAUGUAGCAAGUACAAGUGUGUUUGUAUUCUAGCACUAAACAGUCAGUGGAAAUUCAGCCUUGUGUUCAUUACACAGUAUGGAUUGUGUGGGUGGGUGGGGUGAGGUGGGGAGGUUAUGUUAUAAUGUGUGUGUGUGUGUUUUGAAUUCUUUAGGGAACUCAAAUGUUCUUGUCACUAGUCUUGCAGUGGUGGAAAGCUGACUCAUCAGAAAAGCUCACUGAUUUAUAGAAAGCUUUAGGAAGUAACGUGUGCUGAUGUGGUAUUUGCUGUGAUAUACCACUAAACUUUCACAUUUCACUGCAUAAUCAAUGUCAACACAGCAGUAUUUGUGUGUGUGUGUUCACACAAGGUAGCAGUGCAAACUUCUUUGCACGUUUUAGAUUUUCUUUGUUAGUAGUGCCAUUUUUGUUUUUGUUUUUAAACCUAUAACUUGUCAUCGUCCCAGAUCUCAGGGUAGUUUUGUUUGGAUUUGGUUCUGUUCUGAAUUUCAGCCUCAGACGCAGUGCUGGGUGACGUGUUCAGUUCCCUGUUGUGGAACAUGUAAAUGAAUGGUUAUCAGGGUGUAGUUUUUUUUUCUUCAUAGAGUUCGUUGUUUUUGUUCUCGGAAAAGGUGCUUCGUGAAAGCUGCGUCUUAGGUUUACAUAUUUUUCCUCUUUUAAUUGUUAUGAUUUUUGUGACCUGCAGUAAAGCAUCAGUGUCUUCUCUUCUUAGAUUGGACUACUGCAAAAAAAAACAAAAAAAAAACCUUGUACUAUUUUCAGUUCAUGCCAUUUUUUUUUGUGGAUGACAUAAAAGAGUAAAAUAACGCAAAAAAAAAUGUUUGUUAUUUUAUUAUAAUAAUUCUGACACACUUGAAUAUGAAUAUUUGCACAUACAGACAAUAAUAACUGUUUAUAGGAGACUGAGAUUACUUUUCGAGACACGUGUAGUUUCCCAGUGGGGCUUAUUAAACCACGCCCUUUUCAUAAUCCCUGCCCUGCUAGUGGCUAGAGUCAGUUCUCCCCGGGGCUGUACUUGGACCAAUCACAAUACUCCACAUCCAAAAGGGUAAACAUUCAAAGCACACUCGGUCGGCAAGGACCUGCUGAAUGUUCAAACAGUCUCCUUAAUCAGAUGCCUGAUCUAAAAGAAUAAUAAAAGUGGCACAAAAACGUUUUUAAAAUACACAAAAAUACAAGAAGAGUAGGUUUGUGUCGCUUUAUUGAAGAGAAACGCCUAAAGAGUGGAUGGACUGUGUUGUAUUUAAAGGCGUUAAAUACAUCCCGUGUCUGAGCAGACUAGUCAUUUUAACCAGAACCUGGUCAUUUACGACAGGAAAUACAGUAACUCAGUGGUUUAAGAGUUAAAAUGCUAACGUUGCCCCAGCAUAAUGAUAUGUUGAGAAGGUUUCCUGUGCAUGUUUUGGGAUUAAACUCCACUGCUAUAAACGUGCAGAGGAUCAGGCGCAUUCGGCCGGCUCCUGAAGGCGGUUUUGGUCCUUCAGGUCUGAUGAUGGGUUAAAACAUCAACAACACACCAGAGCGUCAAACCAGCCGCCGGACAUCACACACCGAAAUUGGUUUUUUUUUUUAGACAGAUUUUCUUCGGUUUUAAUGAAAUGCUGCGGGAAACAUGACCGGAAUUCUGCUCUAGGACCCAGCUGACACUCGGACACAUCCGCGGCGUUAUCA